Entamoeba invadens IP1 is the source of this 74-nucleotide messenger RNA. RefSeq lists its product as hypothetical. NCBI's taxonomy places the organism in Eukaryota, Evosea, Mastigamoebida, Endamoebidae. The record is from RefSeq and is a predicted model, not a curated record. The annotation marks the transcript as partial. The transcript has a single exon.
AGGCUCCUAAAGCCGGCCCCCCUCCCCCACCCACCUCCUGGGAACAGAGAUUACUUAAAUGUAAGAUUGUGUAA